UGUGUCUAUAGGAACGGUUACUAUGACAAUAUCUGUAAACAACCUGUGAAGCAGGCAUGAAGAAAGGGAUUUACAUGUACCCACAAGCUACAUACUAGCAAACCAGAAUCUGAAACAUGUGAUGAUGCUUUAAAAUGAAGAGUGCAUCAUCUUUACCCAAUACUGCAGAGGCAUCAACGCCUGAACUCCAGAGCUUGAGAAGUGAUGAUGAUGAUGUUAAUGAAGUCUGGAUUCCCUGCUCAAUAUGCAAACUUCCAAUUAAUCCACACUGCCACUGCCACCAUAAACAGCAGCACAAGGCUGAAACCCAGCUGGGCUAUAAACCUUCCCAGAUACCAAGAAGCAUUAGAAACCUCUCCUCCAAAAGAAGGGAAGUGAUAUCAUAUAUAAAAGACCAUUGUGGUUAUAAGCAAGCACUGAUCCAUAAUGUAGACAGAUCAUAUGAUAUUUUAAAGAGAAUUCAGAUUACUCCUAUAAAAGAUAUAAGAAGGAUAAGCCCUCAGGACUUUGAAAAGACUCUGGUCUACAAGACUGAUAAAAUUAAUGCCCUAAUACCAUCGAUAGCAGUGUGUUGUGACAAGAAUCCAUCUUGGCAAAGAGACAUGGAAGAUUCUUUUGUCAUUCUUGACAAAUAUGGUGGUAGAUCAGACACCUGUUUAGUUGGCAUAUUUGACGGAUGUCGUGGCAAAUCUGCUGCCUGCACAAUGGCUAGGGAAUUUCCUACUCUAUUUCUAGGCCAGCUUUUGAAUUUGGAUCCAUCCUAUACAAUUACUGACAAAGAAAAACGCUUUCUUGAUUCAUUGGAUACAGUUUUUAAAGAUCACUACAAGGACGCAGAAAAACAUUUUUCAUCCGCUUUGUAUGAAAAAGCGUCAAGUGAAAUGGAUAUAAAAGCAAUCCAUAUAGCAUAUGCAAAAGCCUUCUGGCGAAUGGACAGAAUUUUACAACUAGGAAGGAAAGAAUCAUCAAGAGCAAUAUGGAGUGGUUGUUCCUCGGUUUCUUGUUUAUUUGAUGGAUUUGCAGAUGCUAAAAGUAGUCAAAAAGAAGCGCAGUUACUGGGAUCGACACAAGAACACAAACGUAGGCUUGGAGUGCUACAUAUAGCCAGUGUUGGUAACGUAAAGGCAGUUUUAUGCAGAAAUGGGAAGCCAUACUGCCUUACUAAAAGCCACAGCUCCUGCAGCGAAAGAACACAUGCAAAGGAGAACAGCGGAUCACACAGUGCUAAUGAAGAUCAGGGACUAGUUGAGUCAGUCACUAAAGUAUCUGGGGGGCUAGGUUACCAUGGUGACCUUAAACUGAAGAAUUCUGUAAUCCCCGCACCUCACACUCUCUCUAUCCCAAUUUACCAGACUUGCCAAUUCCUUGUUCUUGGAUCCAGUGGUUUGUGGGAUGUGUUGAGUGGCAGAGAAGUUGUUUCAAUAGCAAUGAAGGUGCUAAAAGAUUCCUUGAAAAACUCUGACAAUUCAAAAGCAAAACUGGAUUAUUUACAACCUUUCCAAAAUGUAACAGCAGCAGAGAACAUACAUGAAGUCACUGUACCAAACUGUAUUGAUUCCAGCGGUGUUCCUGAAAGGCGUAAUGGCCUUAAUGAAGAUGAAGGUGGUGCCAAUCCUGGAAGCCACUUAGAGCUAAGAAACCCUUUAAACCUGGAAACAAGAUCAGAGAGCAGAAGGGCUUGUAAGAGUAACCCAAGGGAGAUGUACAAUAAUGCAGCGGCAUGUGUGUGUCAGAGGCUAGUAAUGGCUGCAGUGCUGGCAGGAUCUCAGCAAAAUGUUACUGUGUGCCUUGUUCUUUUACCUGGAUGUCUUAACAUUAAUGAGCCAAGUGAAAAGAUGUAGUAAUUGGUGACCAUUCAGAAAGGCACAUUUAGUAAUGAGCAUUGGUGAGGGGUUUACAUAUUUUAGGUAAAAUAUGGUACAUUAGGGCUACAACUAAUAAAGCAGACAUCAAAAAAAGGCUCCAGUAUUCAUUUGACUUUGUGGAAUAGUGACUCCAAGUAAACUGGUAAAACCCUCAGUGCUAAAAGCUGAAAUAACUUUAAUUCCCCUAACAUACAUUACAUACAGACGUCUCUUACGGUUUCAUCCAGCGGUGGAUACCUAACCAUAGUGGGAUGCAGGGAGAAACAUCCUCGUGUAAGAUCCCUAAAAGGACGCCAUCAUGUAUGUUAGGGGAAGUAAAGCUAUUUUAACUCUUCUAUCUUAUUUUAAAUAUGUCUGCUAUUAAGGGAUAUAGCACACUGAGCAUUUUCAUCUUUAGUGAUCAAAAUACCACUAUUUUGCUAUGAUGAUGUUAUUUUAUAUGAAUAGAUCUGCAGUAUGGUGUAGGGCAGGGGUCGCUAACCUUUCU
Molecule: messenger RNA, 2352 nt
Organism: Xenopus tropicalis (tropical clawed frog)
Lineage: Eukaryota; Metazoa; Chordata; Amphibia; Anura; Pipidae
Gene: pp2d1
Product: protein phosphatase 2C like domain containing 1
Exons: 3
Coding region: 135-1841 (568 amino acids)
Molecular function (GO): metal ion binding; protein serine/threonine phosphatase activity
Source: RefSeq, a predicted model, not a curated record